This is a messenger RNA of Peromyscus eremicus (cactus mouse), 3399 nucleotides long. It is a transcript of the gene Lrrcc1, whose product is annotated as leucine rich repeat and coiled-coil centrosomal protein 1. Gene Ontology annotation, cellular component: cytoplasm; centrosome. Bases 126 to 3233 code for a protein of 1035 amino acids. The record is from RefSeq and is a predicted model, not a curated record. The transcript has 19 exons. NCBI's taxonomy places the organism in Eukaryota, Metazoa, Chordata, Mammalia, Rodentia, Cricetidae. Gene Ontology annotation, molecular function: protein binding.
AAGUGCGGCGGGCGGUUGGAGAGUCCUCGCCCCGCCCCCGCCUGCUUUCCGGUACUCUGGAGGCGGGAGCAGGCUGGGACCCAGCGCUGGGCGCCGCUUAACACCCACUCCCCGUCGCCGGUACCAUGGAGGCGGCGGUGGAUGCCGAAGUCGAACCUGAGGAUGGCGACAGCAGCUGCGGAGACGUGUGCUUCAUGGACAAAGGCCUGCAGAGUAUAUCAGAGUUAUCUUUAAAUUCAACACUUCAUGCCAUCAAUCUGCAUUGUAAUAACAUCUCCAAGAUCACAUCCAUUGAUCAUAUUUGGAACCUACGACAUUUAGAUCUGUCAUCUAAUCAAAUAAGUCAAAUUGAAGGACUAAACACACUGACAAAACUAUGCACUUUAAACUUGUCCUGCAAUUUGAUCACAAGAGUGGAAGGACUUGAAGCACUGGUUAAUCUGACUAGACUGAAUUUAUCUUAUAAUCACAUAAAUGAUCUUAGUGGGUUGAUGCCUCUUCAUGGACUGAAGUAUAAACUUAGAUAUAUUGACCUACAUAGUAAUUGUAUAGAUAGUAUCCAUCACUUACUUCAGUGUACAGUAGGCUUGCACUUCCUAACCAAUCUUAUUUUAGAGAAAGAUGGAGAAGGCAAUCCUGUCUGUCUUGUACCAGGGUACCGAGCAAUCAUCCUCCAGACUUUGCCACAACUGAGAAUCUUAGAUUGCAAGAACAUAUUUGGUGAACCAGUAAAUUUGGAAGAAAUCAACUCAACACGCCUACAAUGCUUUGAAGGACUUUUGGAUAACUUAGUUUCUUCUGAUUCCCCCCUGAAUAUAAGUGAAGAUGAGGUCAUUGACAAUUUGCCGAUGGCAGCACCACCCAUGGAUGUACUGCCUCCUUUGGAGCAGUUUACCACUACACCAGAAGAUAAUGUUUUGACCUCGCUUUUAUCUGUGUGUCCAUCUUCUGAACCAGAAAAAAUUAAUCAUGAAAACGAUUUUCAGAAUGAAAUGAAACUUCAGAAAUUGGAUGAUCAAAUCUUACAGCUUCUCAAUGAAACUUCUAAUUCUAUAAUAGAUAAUGUUCCUGAGAAAGACAGCCCAAAAAGAGACACAGAUAUAACUUCUGAAAGUGACUACGGAAACAGAAAAGAGUACAUCCGAAAAGCUCCUAGAAGAACAAAAAUCCCGUAUUAUGCCAGAACUAUUCAAACUAUUAAGCACCACAAUAAAAACAAUGGUGCUUUUGUAAGUUGUAAUCGCAAAAUGAGACAGCCUUACCUUAAAGAUUUAUAUGUAAGAUCAUCUUUAGUAAACUGUAAUAUUUUAAGAGACUCAGACGAGCAGAAGACUGACAUAAUUAAAGUAGACAAAAGUAUCUCGGACGACAACACUUAUCGGUCCCUCUUGGAACAGUUAGACCAAGAGAGAGAGAUGAGGUGGAAAGCUGAGCAAGCUGAAAAGAAACUUAUAGAUUAUAUCGAUGAGCUGCAUAAGCAAGCGAGUGAGAAAAAAGAUGUUCACAGCCUGGCUCUCAUCACUACAAAUAGGCUAAAGGAUGUUAUUUUUAAGGAGAGACAUUCCAAGGCUCAACUUGAAAUGAUAGUUCACAGACUUCAAAAUGAAGUUAAAAAACUAACUAUUGAAUUAAUGAAGGCACGAGGUCAACAGGAAGAGCACCUCAGACACUUGAGAACUCUGGAAAAGGCCUUGGAAAAAAUGGAGAAGCAGAAAGCACAGCAGCAGCAGGCACAGAUGAGACUUAUCCAAGAGGUGGAGCUCAAAGCCUCGGCUGCUGAUCGAGAAAUAAACUUACUAAGAACUUCUCUUCACCAAGAAAAGGAGCAAGUGCAGCAACUUCAUGAACUUCUGGCAUUGAAAGAACAGGAACACAGGAAAGAAAUUGAAACUAGGGAGUUUUUCAGUGAUGCUGAGCUCCAGGAGGCAUUGGCUAAAGAAAUGUCCAAAGAAGAAAGAAAGCAUGAGCAAGAAGUAAAAGAAUACCAAGAAAAAAUUGAUAUAUUAAACCAGCAGUAUUUGGAUUUAGAAAACGAAUUCCGUAUUGCUUUAACUGUUGAAGCCAGAAGAUUUAAAGAUGUUCAAGAUGGUUUUGAAGAUGUUGCAACUGAGUUAGCCAAGAGCAAACAUGCUCUUAUUUGGGCCCAACGCAAAGAAAAUGAAUCCUCCUGUUUAAUUAAAGAUCUGACCUGUAUGGUGAAAGAACAAAAGACAAAACUCUCGGAGGUCUCCAAAUUGAAACAAGAAGCAGCAGCCAAUUUACAGAAUCAAAUCAACACUCUUGAAAUCUUGAUUGAAGAUGACAAGCAGAAGAGCAUUCAAAUAGAAAUUCUUAAGCAUGAGAAAACCCAGCUUAUUUCUGAGCUAGCAGCCAAGGAGUCGCUGAUUUAUGGUUUAAGGACAGAACGAAAAGUAUGGGGCCAUGAACUGGCACAUCAGGGCUCGUCACUAGCUCUGAGUCGCGGGAAAUUAGAAGCCCAAAUUGAAAGUUUAUGUAGAGAGAAUGAAUCUCUGAAAAAAGCCCACGAAAGUGACUGUGAUGCAUUGAGAAUAAAAUGCAAAAUCAUUGAGGACCAAACUGAAACCAUCAGACAAUUAAAAGAUUGUUUACAAGAAAAAGAUGAGCAAAUCAAAUUACUACAAGAAAAGAUCGCUUUUAUAGAAAAAUGUACUCAAGAACAACUUAAUGAAAAAUGUUCACAACUAGAUAAUGUGAUUGAAAAAUUAGAAAGACACAAUGAGAGAAAGGAAAAACUAAAACAACAGUUGAAAACAAAGGAACUAGAACUGGAAGAAAUCAGAAAAGCUUAUAGCACACUAAAUCAGAAAUGGCAUGAUAAAGGAGAACUACUCUAUCAUCUUGAAACACAAGUAAAAGACGUAAAAGAAAAAUUUGAAAACAAGGAAAAGAAACUUAAAGCAGAGAGAGACAAAAGUCUUGAGCUACAAAAGGAUGCAGUAGAAAAGCUUCAGAGCAUGGACGAUGCCUUUAAAAAACAAGUUGAUGCAAUUGUUGAAGCUCAUCAAGCUGAGAUAACACAACUAACAAAUGAGAAGCAGAAAUACAUUGAUUGUGCAAAUUUAAAGGUUCAACAAGUUGAAGAAGAAAUGCGAGGACUUCUGGAAGAAACAUCCAAGAACAAAAAAGUAAUGGAAGGAAAAAUUAAGCAACUUGUUUGUGCUCUAAGUGAAAUUCAGAAAGAAUGUGAUGUUGGUAGGAACCAAUUUAAUUGAAAUGGACCAACAGACCUAUUGUAAAAAUGAUUAAAUACUGUAACAGUAGCAACUGCUAUGACUUUGAAAUGUCUCUUUCUACACAUUUCAUUAUGAAUAUAUUUUAAGAGACUUGAUGAAAUAAUUGUAUGUGUAGAUUUUUUAUAAUAAACUAUUGAUAACUAUA